AUGUUUAAAAAAUUAAUGUUAAACACCUUUAAUAAGGUUUCUGCCUCUAAAUUUACAUGUCAAUUAAUGAAAUAUCACUUCACCCAACCUAAUAACCAUAUUAAAUAGAAAUAAUCUAGUUUGAUUGCUGCCUAAAAUAAGAGUUUUAAGGUAUGUGAAAUCGAUUAUCAAGUAGAUGUUAUACCUAAGUAGUCAGUAACCGAUACCUCCGAUUAAUAUUGCAAAAAAACUAGUGAAUACAAGGUUACUGAUGAACAAAAUCAAACAACAGUAAACUAAGUUGAAACAGCUAAAACAACAGCUACUGCUACUACUACUGCUAACAAUAAUUCUACUAAUACCACAACAAAUAAUACAACUAUAAAUACUGCUUAGUUAAGCUAAGUAGAAAAAAGUGAAGUUGAUGAUUAUACCGAAUGGGGUGGCUUUAUAGAAUGUUAUGACAAAUUAGAAGAAUUUUUAAACUCUUCACUCUAAUCUCAUUAGAUUCUCCAUAUUAAUCUUCGUUACAAAUUAAUUGGUGAUAAAGGUGCAUCAGACUUAGGUUCUGCUUUAGCAAAUUGCACUAAUCUAACAAAUUUGACACUUGAACUUUGUGACAAUAAUAUUGGUGCAGUUGGUGCAUCUAGCUUAGGUUCUGCUUUAGCAAAUUGCAUUUAUCUCACAAAUUUGACACUUAGACUUAAUAAUAUAUUUUUUCUUGGUCUUGAAAAUAAAAUUGGUGCAGUUGGUGCAUCAAGCUUAGGUUCUGCUUUAGCAAAUUGCACUAAUCUUACAAACUUGACGCUUAGCCUUGAUGACAAUCAAAUUGGUGAUGAAGGUGCAACCAGUUUAUGUUCUACGUUAGCAAAUUGCACUAAUCUCACAAAUGUGACACUAAGCCUUAGUGGAAAUGAAAUUGGUAAUGAAGGUACAUCAGGCUUAGGUUAUGCUUUUACAAAUUGCACUAAUCUCUUAAAUUUAACCCUUUACCUUAAUGGAAAUUAAAUUGGUGACAUAGGUGCAUUAGGCUUAGGUUCUGCUUUAGAAAAUUACACUAAUCUCUCAAAUUUGACACUUCUCCUUGAUGGUAAUUAAAUUGGUGAUAUAGGUGCAUCAGGCUUAGGCUUUGCUUUGGCAAAUUGCACUAACCUCUCAAAUUUGACACUUUACCUUCAUGGUAAUUAAAUUGGUGAUAUAGGUGCAUCAGGCUUAGGCUCUGCUUUAGCAAAUUGCACUAAUCUCUCGAAUUUGCUACUGCAUAUUAGAUCGAAUUAAAUUGGUGCAGUUGGUGCAUCAAGCUUACGUUCUGCUUUAGCAAAUUGCACUAAUCUCUCAAAUUUGAUACUUGAUAUUGAGGAAAAGUAGUUUAUUUGA
Tetrahymena thermophila SB210 is the source of this 1356-nucleotide messenger RNA. RefSeq names its product cyclic nucleotide-binding domain protein. The record is from RefSeq and is a predicted model, not a curated record. Gene Ontology annotation, cellular component: nucleus; cytosol; perinuclear region of cytoplasm. Gene Ontology annotation, molecular function: small GTPase binding; GTPase activator activity. The transcript is spliced from 12 exons. Gene Ontology annotation, biological process: nucleocytoplasmic transport; activation of GTPase activity. NCBI's taxonomy places the organism in Eukaryota, Ciliophora, Oligohymenophorea, Hymenostomatida, Tetrahymenidae.